GAACACAUAUGGAGGUGGUCAAAGAUGCUAGCUGCAAUUUUCCUCUCCAUCCAUCAUGGGAUCAUCAAUCAUCACCACUAAACGCUUCUUUAAUCGUAGAUGCCGCGGCAUGGAAUUGAGCAGCUACAACCAUCAAUAAAUCCCCUCCAUUUCUCCAAUUAUUCACUCAUCAAUGCAAUGGGUUCUCUGCAAGAGACUCAGCUGCCCGAGUUCGAGUUCUUGAGCAAGACGACUUACAUCCCGCCUUCGUGGGCAGCACAUCUCAAUCCCACGCCUUCUCACGUCUUCUCGCUCGGACAUUUUCCAACUCCAAUUCACAAGUGGAACCUUCCCAACCUGCCCAACAACACCGAGGUUUAUGUCAAGCGCGAUGAUCUUUCAGGAAUGCAGCUGAGUGGUAACAAGGUGAGGAAGCUCGAGUUCUUGGCGGCGGAGGCGGUGGUGAAGGGGGCGGACUGUGUCAUAACCAUCGGCGGCGUGCAGAGCAAUCACUGCCGCGCCACCGCAGUGGCGGCCAAGUAUUUGAAUCUCGACUGUUAUCUCAUACUGCGCACUUCCAAGGAUGAAGUGAACAAAGAUCCCGGCUUGGGUGGAAACCUUUUAGUCGAACGUCUGGCUGGAGCACGUAUCGAGCUCGUCUCAGAAGAAGACUAUUAUAGAAUUGGUCGUGAUGAACUCACAAACAUAUUAAAAAAGAAGUUGCUGAGUGAAGGGAGAAAGCCUUAUGUCAUUCCUAUGGGUGGAUCAACUUCUUUGGCAACUUGGGGCUAUAUUGAAGCAGUGAGAGAGAUCCAACAGCAGCUAAUCACGAAAGGGAAUGUUGGAGCAACAUUUGAUGACAUUGUUGUAGCAUGUGGAAGUGGAUGCACGGCUGCUGGUCUAGCGCUUGGCUCUCGACUCAGCUGUCUAGGAGCUCAAGUACAUGCAUACUCAUCUUGGGGAGACCCCGAUUACUUCUACGACUAUGCUCAAGGCCUGCUCGAUGGACUUGAAGCCGCCCUUAAAGCUACAGACAUACUCCACAUAAAAGAUGUAUACAUUAUCAUUAUUGCCAAAGGCCUCGGCUAUGCUAUAAAUACAAAAGAGGAGCUCAUUUUUUUGAAACAAAUUGCUGAAGAAACUGGCAUAAUUCUUGAUCCUGUCUACAGUGGAAAGGCUGCUUACCAGAUGAUGAGAGACAUGGCGGCUGAUCCUACCAAGUGGGAAGGGAGGAAAGUCCUCUUCAUACACACCGGUGGUCUGCUCAGCUUGUUCGACAAAGCCGACGCAGUUGCCCCGUUGCUCGGAAACUGGCGGAGAAUGGAUAUUCCGGGAUAAUACUUGCGGCUUUCUCCUAGUUUUGAAUAAACAAAAAAAAAAGAGCGUUUUGUCUUGUGUCUUGCAUUUGCUGCUGGUUUAUUGUUUGAUGAGUGAACCACGACUCUUUCGGCCUUUGAGAGCAGAGAUUGUCAAAUUAUUUGCAGUGAAUUAAUAUGAGUCUAUCAUGUCACGUUUCUGUUAAAAAGGUGUGAAUGAGAUCAACCCCUGACUCAGAUUACAUGAA
Messenger RNA from Salvia miltiorrhiza (redroot sage), 1543 nucleotides. RefSeq names its product putative D-cysteine desulfhydrase 1, mitochondrial. The transcript is spliced from 10 exons. NCBI's taxonomy places the organism in Eukaryota, Viridiplantae, Streptophyta, Magnoliopsida, Lamiales, Lamiaceae. The record is from RefSeq and is a predicted model, not a curated record. Gene Ontology annotation, molecular function: D-cysteine desulfhydrase activity. The coding region runs from base 100 to 1317 and encodes 405 amino acids.